Messenger RNA from Fraxinus pennsylvanica, 723 nucleotides. Lineage: Eukaryota; Viridiplantae; Streptophyta; Magnoliopsida; Lamiales; Oleaceae. The record is from the annotation of a GenBank genome assembly.
AUGAAAAACAUAAGAUUAGGAGCACUUCUUUUUGUAUUACUCUUUCUUGCUACUCAUUUCUCAGAAGCUAGACUUCAAGCAUGCAAGCCAAGUGGCAAAAUAAUUGGGAAAAAGCCACCUCCCGGACAAUGCAACCAGGAAAAUGACUCUGAUUGUUGUAAACAAGGGAAGCCUUACCCCACUUACAAAUGUUCACCCUCUGUGUCCGGAAGCACUAAGGCAGUUCUCACAAUUAACAGUUUCGAGAAGGGUGGAGAUGGAGGCGCACCAUCAGAAUGUGACAACAAGUACCACUCUGAUAACACACUGGUCGUUGCACUAUCAACUGGAUGGUACAGUGGAGGGUCAAGGUGCCUUAACAAUAUCACGAUAAGUGCUAAUGGCAGGAGUGUAACUGCUAUGGUCGUCGAUGAAUGUGAUUCUACCAUGGGAUGUGACGAUGACCAUGACUAUCAGCCUCCAUGUCCUAAUAACAUUGUUGAUGCCUCCAAGGCUGUCUGGAAAGCCUUAGGAGUACCUGAAGAUAACUGGGAGUCGCCGAAGCUGCGAAGCAUAAGAAUUGUGCUUGAUGAAUGUGACUCUACUAUGGGAUGUGAUGCAGGCCCUGAUUAUCAACCUCCGUGUGCUAAUAACACUGUUGAUGCUUCAAAAGCUGUCUGGAAAACCUUGGGGAUGCUUGAAGAUGACUGGGGUUGGUUCUAUGUGACAUGGUCCGAUGCCUAG